UAAGUAGUAACAUAACUAAAGUGAAGGCGAACAAACAAAAUGUAUAUUAUAGAAGCAAAGUUUCUGCAGACUUCUUCUCAAUGGAGAAGGAGGACACAUUUGUCGGCCGCAUUUGGAGGAGCCUUCGUGGACUUUCUGAUUAGGACUGCUUUCGCGCAGCACGAUGACGUCAUAUAGCCUACAACUGCGCACCUUCAGGAAGAAGACCCCGAAUUUAAACACAGCAUUACUUUCCCAGCAUCGACUAUUUCCAUUUGUUACAGACACGCUUCCGGUCAGCUGAUGUCGCAAAGGGAAUCUUGCCCUUUUCAUUGGACGCUUCGGUCGGUCAUACGUUUUGUUUCACUUCCGCAAUUCCGAACUAUUCCACUCCAAUUUGUAUUCUAUUAUCAUAUCGGAUGACGUUCCAAAUAGUUUUCAAACGAAAGAGCAACCAGCGCAUUUGAAUACUGGUUUAAUUAUGUACUUGUUUAUAUACGUCAGGAGAAAUUAAAAUCGACACUUUUUUGUGCUAAAGUCAACCAGGAAGUAGCAUUAGUGCAAGGAGGCUCGCCGCAUCAGUUGUAUAGCUGUCAGCUAACUUCUACAACGCUAUUAAAGCGAAAACAAUGCAGUUCUCCUAUCCCUGUCGAGGGCCUCUCCUGGUUUGGACACUGGUGGUUCAGCUAUUCCUGCAAGGAUGCGGGACAUAUGCCAACGACGCCACCAACAACUGUAAACUUGUGUUUGAGUCCGAGUCUGAACGGAAGGUCCUCCAACAAAUAGAGACACUCACCCACAAAAAUUUCACAGCAGAGACACAGAUUGGAGAGGACAAGUACUCGUAUGUGUUCCAGCUGUGUGGCGACGCAGGAGGCAUUCCGGGAGCUGGCGUCAUUCAAGUGAACAACCAAAAGACGGGAGCAAAGAUAACUGUGAUUGGCUCGUACAACGCAACAGAGGUUAUUGGAGGAAGUGACUAUGUGUGGUUGGUCUACGGAAAUGGAGAAAAAUAUGACACCCACUGCUCCAAAGAACAGAGAAAAGCAUUUGUGAUGAUUUUUUGCAACCGAAAUUUGGACUUAGGCCAGCUGGAGGUGGUUCAGGAGAACAGGGAACGGGAGCAGAACUGCUACUACCAAUUCAAGCUGGAGUCCAGUGCUGUGUGUCCACCUCUUGAAUCCAAGCUCAGUGCCGGUUCCAUCAUACUCAUCAUUGGUUUCUGUGUUCUGGCUGUUUACCUCAUCGGAGGUUUCCUCUACCAACGGCUCAUCGUCGGGGCCAAAGGCAUGGAUCAGUUCCCUAAUCAUGCCUUCUGGGUGGAGGUUGGCAAUCUCUCUGCAGACGGUUGCGACUUUGUAUGCCGCUCACGGGAUCGAGAGGAACCUCCUACCUACAGGGGAGUGGCCACGGAACCUUUAGAGGAGGAACCCGAAGAACGAGAUGACCACUUAUUACCUAUGUGACCUCAAAGAGUGUGCUUUUCUUUUCACUGUGUGACAAGUUUGAUAAAGUACUUGUGGAGAAACUC
This is a messenger RNA of Doryrhamphus excisus (bluestripe pipefish), 1510 nucleotides long. It is a transcript of the gene m6pr, whose product is annotated as mannose-6-phosphate receptor (cation dependent). The record is from RefSeq and is a predicted model, not a curated record. Gene Ontology annotation, biological process: protein targeting to lysosome. Gene Ontology annotation, cellular component: trans-Golgi network; endosome; Golgi apparatus. Gene Ontology annotation, molecular function: protein domain specific binding. Lineage: Eukaryota; Metazoa; Chordata; Actinopteri; Syngnathiformes; Syngnathidae.